This is a messenger RNA of Melanotaenia boesemani (Boeseman's rainbowfish), 2542 nucleotides long. RefSeq names its product sphingosine-1-phosphate receptor 5a (gene s1pr5a). Gene Ontology annotation, biological process: G protein-coupled receptor signaling pathway. The record is from RefSeq and is a predicted model, not a curated record. Gene Ontology annotation, cellular component: membrane. Gene Ontology annotation, molecular function: sphingosine-1-phosphate receptor activity. NCBI's taxonomy places the organism in Eukaryota, Metazoa, Chordata, Actinopteri, Atheriniformes, Melanotaeniidae. The transcript has 2 exons. The coding region runs from base 375 to 1571 and encodes 398 amino acids.
GCAUGUUCUGUCCUGCCCUCCUCCGUUCCCACAUCACACUCGCGUGCGGCGUGGUGCUGCGUCCUCUCCUCUGGCCGCGGGAUCACUUCUGUGGCAACCGAAGUUCUUCUGGACAGGCGCCGUGGAGUUUUUCUCAGGCUGGCUCUUAUCGCCUCCUAGUGUGCAUGCCAAGCAUCAAACACAAAAAGAAUUUUUGAUUUUUAGAGGAAAACUCUCAAACCACAGGAAAUCCUUUCUGAAAGCAUCAAAAGGAGGGGAAAAUCCUGCCCUGUGUACAUACGUGCCAAGAGACGAAAGAAUGCACAACCUCAGGACUAUUUGACAUCUUCUCUGUGGAUCUAAAGAGAUAUAAUCUACUUCUUGGGAUCCCAAGAAUGACCACUGAAUCUUUCCUUGCUGUUUAUCCUUCUGUAGCUCCACCUGCCGCUCCCAUGUCUGCAGGAAUGCUGCAUAUGUUUAGUGAGUACCGGAGCAAUGCAGUUAUCAUAGAGCACUACAACUACACGGGGAAGCUGAAUAAGAACAAGUACACGGAUGGACUCAAACCUGAAGCCAUAGCUUUCCUGCUGGUCUGCCUGCUUAUUGUUGUAGAAAAUGCUGUGGUGCUUCUGGCAAUCUGGAAGAAUAAGAAAUUCCAUAUGCCCAUGUACUAUUUAUUGGGCAAUUUGACUCUCUCAGACCUGCUGGCAGGUUUCACCUACAUGGUGAACAUCAUGACGUCUGGUGCCAACACGUUAAGCAUGACCCCUGUGUUGUAUUUCCUGAGGGAGGGCGGUGUGUUCAUCAUGCUGGCUGCCUCCGUCAUCAGUCUGCUGGCCAUCGCCAUAGAGCGCCAUGUCACCAUGGUGAGGAUGAAGCCGUACCAGGGGGACAAACAGGGGCGAAUGUUUGCUCUGAUUGGAGCCAGCUGGGUGCUGUCUGUGUUCCUGGGCGUCCUGCCUGUCCUGGGUUGGAACUGCAUGGGGCAGUUGGACCAGUGCUCCACCGUCCUGCCCCUUUACGCCAAAAGCUACAUCCUUUUCUGCAUCACCAUCUUCAGCGCCAUCCUCAUGUCCAUCGUGGUGCUGUACGUCCGCAUCUUCCGCAUCGUCAAGGUCAACACCCAGCGCCUGGCUUUGGUCCCACAGCGGAAAGGUCUGUACCGCAAAUCCCAGAAGUACAUGGCACUGCUUAAAACGGUCACCAUCGUCCUGGGAGUCUUCAUCGCGUGCUGGCUGCCCCUUUUCAUCCUCCUCCUGCUGGAUUUCUUCUGCCAAACCAAAAAGUGUGAGGUGCUCUUUAAGGCAGACUACUUCCUGGGCAUCGCCAUGUUCAACUCUCUCCUGAACCCCAUCAUCUACACGCUGACCAGCAAGGACAUGAGGAAGGCCAUCCUCAGGCUGCUUUGCCACCACUGCCUCGUAACCAAAGAUGGACAAGUGAAAAAGUUUGGGAUGCCCUUCUUAGAUUGCAGCACCAGUAAGACGGACGGAGCCUCUCACAGACUGGAGGGACUGGAGACAACAGUGUCUUCUGGUAACUUUACACCCUCGUCCAUUAAAGUUAUUUAUCCCAGGGUGUCUAAGACAUGACACGGUGGCUCAGUCUGAUCUGAGAGCAGACACUUGGACUCAAAAUUAAACUUUUUAUAUGGCCAAGGAUCUUUUAUCUCUACACUCAAAAUUAAGCAAGCAUGGGAAGAAGCUAAAUGUUUUGCACUUUGAAAUAGUUUCAUUUAUCGGUUCAAAUGGUUAGCACAAUGUUUAAGGAGAAAGAUGUUUUGGUUAAGCAUUAAUUUCUUAAGUUACUAAACACAUUUUAGAUAAACAUCAAUAUCCAUGUCAUAAUUGUAACUUGAAGUUUCACAAAAAAAAGCAGCAUUACUUUUGUAUUUCAUGACUCCUAAUCAGGGCCAGUAUUAAAAGGACAUUUCAUCUUAUCCAUGUUUGCACAUAAAGAGAAAUCAAAGACUUUGCGCAGCUGGUUCAGAGCGGGGAAAGCCCAGGCAUAAGAUUUACCCCGUUAUCUCCCGCUGCCUUUGUAGCAUCUAAUGACAAGUUGUUGCAAACACGAAGCAUCCACGCCCCAAAAACCAUGUAAUUUCUGCCAUGUGUGUUCUGGUCAGCACUGAUGAUGCGACAUCAGAGGGCUUGGUGGCCUGGAGACUCCAUGAAGACGUCAGAUGUAGGGCUGAGCUGGGUGGUUUGCAGCUUUGGAGGUCCCCUUUAACAUAUGUAGCAACACACAAUAAAAGCCUUAAAGCCAUAAAAGCUGACAGCGCCUUCUCGGUUUGGCAGUUUCGGCAGUAAGACAGAUACAGUUUGUCAUCUUUAUUCUGUCAAAUGAUACAAAAGACUUCUUGUGAGCAUGAAAAUGGUGAGCAGGCUGGGAGAUUUGUACAUUUCUAAUGUAAUAUUGUACAAAAAGUGUAAAGAUAUAAAAAAUAUAUACUUAUAUUUACUUUGUAAAUAUGUCUAACUUGUCUAAGCUGUGCUUUGUCUUUUGUAAACUCUUCACUUAAGUUAUGUUUUAUAUGUGCACUGAUUAAAUAUAUGUGAAUGAU